UGCUGGGUGUCUUUUAUAAGUUUUGCGCAAUACAAUCCGGUCCAGCCAGUUGAGCAAGCUGGAUUUGAAGCCAAUUAACACGUGGUUAUUAACUUUAAAAUGGCGUACAGUAAAGAGAAUUUAUUUCUUCUAAGAUUGCCUAAGGAUCAUGCUGAUAGAGUGAGAGAGGCAAUAAGGACAGAUGCUCUCAGAGAUAGGCUACAAAUUGAAUUUUUCAGUGGGCAGAGAUAUGUCAAAGUAAAAUUUGACGAAGACAAUCUUUCGGGAAAACUUCUCGAUUUGCCAUCGAUAAUUGAAGUUCACAAAACUUUAGAUAAACGAACAAUUUAUAAAACCGGUGACAUUAGCCAGAUGGUCGAAUGUACUAAAGAGCAUAUUGAAAUGCCAGAGGAAAGAUUAGAUGAAUUGCCACUCUCAAGACGAAAGGAAAUGGCUAAAAAAUUUACCUCAAAUCACGGGAUUGCGCCUCCUUUAAAGAAUAUCAGGAAAAGAAGAUUUAGGAAAACUGCUCCCAAAAAGUUUAUCGAUUCUCCAGAGAUAGAGAAAGAGCUUAAGAGGCUGCUAAGAGAAGACCUCCAAGCUGUCAAUGUUUCUUAUAAAGUUAUCAAUGAAGAGAACAGACAAGAUGACAAUCAAAGUGUAAUAUCAGGGAAUACCUCUUCUCGUGCCCAUACUCCUGCCUUUCCCCCUGAUGAGGAGAGUAUGACAUCAUCCAGUCUCAAUGAAGAUGUUGCUAAAAGUGAGUUAAUGAAAAUGUUCAAAGAAGUAACUUCGAGCAGUGAAGAUGAAGAGGAAGAAGAAAUAACUGUCGAAGUUACAGAUGAUGAGGGCUCACCUAGUAAUCCUGAGAUUGUUCAGCUCCAUCAAGCAAUUGUGGAUCUUGAUCUUCAGAUUGAGGAACAGAAAAUGAAGAUUGAGACUACAGCUAAUUCAGUAUUAAGAGCAAGAUUUGAGACAUUUUUAUCAGAGCUUGAAAGACAAAGACAAGAGAAAUCAGAAGAAUUACAAAAUAUUUCCUCUUAAUGGAUGAAGCCACCUCUUCCCAUUAAUAUGUACUGUUCCUGCUUGCUGUAUAUAUAUAACGUGUACAUGUGUGUGUGUCUGUCUGUUCUUUCAUCUAAUAAAUGUCAUCAGAACUCUUCAUCAUA
Messenger RNA from Amphimedon queenslandica, 1148 nucleotides. RefSeq names its product transcription initiation factor TFIID subunit 7-like. Gene Ontology annotation, biological process: transcription initiation at RNA polymerase II promoter; RNA polymerase II preinitiation complex assembly. Gene Ontology annotation, cellular component: transcription factor TFIID complex. The coding region runs from base 100 to 1023 and encodes 307 amino acids. NCBI's taxonomy places the organism in Eukaryota, Metazoa, Porifera, Demospongiae, Haplosclerida, Niphatidae. The record is from RefSeq and is a predicted model, not a curated record. Gene Ontology annotation, molecular function: RNA polymerase II general transcription initiation factor activity. The transcript has 16 exons.